Coregonus sp. 'balchen' is the source of this 13051-nucleotide messenger RNA. The record is from the annotation of a GenBank genome assembly. Lineage: Eukaryota; Metazoa; Chordata; Actinopteri; Salmoniformes; Salmonidae.
UUACACAGUUCGAGAAACAUGGUGCCUUUGGAUAAGUGAAGUAGCGAGACGGGGCACGAAAACCAGUGUGGACAGGCUGCCUCCAAAGACAGUACUCUGUUGCACUGGUUGCAGCUACAGUCUGAAGCUGGAACAGUGGUGGACCCACCCAGGCUCAGAAGUGGCUGACCACAGCCCAUUCAGGCACUGUGCUGGCUGGUCUCCGAACAGAACAGGGAAGGAAGACCCUUAGGAGGUGGAUGUAAAGGGGCUGGUGGAGUCUCUGUGGACAUUCUCCUACUGAAAUGUCAAUCAGAAGAGCCGAAAGGAUGUCCAUCGCCCAGGCCUUGGCCAUGACUGUGGCUGAAAUCCCCAUGUUUCUUUACUCCACCUUUGGGCAGGUAAACAACAUCCCCAAGACGACACUUUCAAGUAAAGUAUGGAAUAUGUCUAAGAGUAUGUGUGUAAGAAUCUGUUCCAAAAAAACGAAUGCAUACAAAGCUUAUUUCCACACAAAUAUGAUGUUUGACUCACAGAAGAUACACAUUUGAUACAGUGAUUAGGCCUGUUGUGAUCUCUCACCCUCACUCUUUUCUCUGUCAGUCCAUAUUCUCUCAGCUGAAGCUCUCUCCAAGUCUGAAGAAGGUGCUGUUUGCCACGGCUCUGGGGAGCGUAGCCCUGGCCCUCACCGCCCAUCACAUGAAGAGGCGAGGGAGGAAACAGAAACAGGCAAAAGUUGAGCCGAAGCAGGUGGGAAUACCAGAGGUGUUGCUCCGGUUGGGGAGGCCGUCAUCCCUUAAGAGAGGUGAGUUUUGCAUCAAUGUGAUUGCUGGUGAUUUUAAUCAGGCUGUGAAACUGGCUCAUGAUUUGUUGAUGUGUUUGUUAGAUAGCUGGAUGAUUUGCUGAUUUAACCUCAAGGAGUAAAAGGGAUUAAGUCAAGUGAUUGGCUCAUUGACAGGCUGGUGUUUGAAUAAGGCUGUGUGGAUACAUUAUGUGAAAGCUGUUUCAGUAUAAUCAUGAUGAGAAUACCAGUUGCAAGUGAUCCAAAUGACUUGUUGAUAGAAGUGUUAGCUAACAGCCUUGUUUCCAUCCCAGGUGGUCCGAUUCCUGGGCGACAGAUGACGAGCCCCAGCACGCGGAGUAAUGACACCAUGAGCAGCAUCUCCUCUCUGGCCCCCAGCAAACACUCAAGAUCCUCCCACAGCAUAGCUUCCGUACGUUUGACUCAUUACUUUCUUUCGAUCACUCUUUCUUGUCCCUGAUUUCUCUCCUCCUCUUUCUUAGUGUAUUCUUUACCUCAGGCUACUCUUUUUAGACCAUCAUGGUGCAGGUUAUAUUUAAGCAAUAAGGCACGAGGAAGUGUGGUAGAUGGCCAAUAAGGCCCUUAUGGCUUAAACUCACCCAAGGUGAGCAUGCGAGUCAUGUGUGAUUUAUUUUAGAAUGCAUUGUUUUGAAUUAUAAUGACCCAACCGGGGUCAUUGGGGUCAGUGGGUUGUCCACUUUUACUCCUCGCUCAAUUAGAACGUGUCUCUAUUUUUGCGUUUUAUCGCUGGCGCUGUAGUCACACAAAACAAUAACAUUUUUGUUAUUAUUCACUUUUCUUUUCAAGCUCAUUUGAAUUGGAAGAGCUAAGAGUUGAGGCUUUACUAUACAUGCUAAAUUAUACCAAUUCAUCCACUUAUGGAAACAUCGCUAUCAGCAAAGAUGAUUGGAGAUAUGGACUAUCCUGCUAGCACGCAGUCACUGCUCUGCCCGUCCCAUCCUUUCCACCCGCCUUGCUCUGCCCAACCGCUUCUGGUGAGUUUUUCGCUUUAGCAUAGGUAUAUUGGCCAUAUACCACAAACCCACGAGGUGCCUUUUGUUAUUAUAAACUGGUUACCAACAUAAUUACGAUAAAGGCGAAAGAAACGCACACCUAUUUAGGUGAGGUGCUGGCUGACGGCGUAAAACACUUCAAAAAGAAAAGGAAAGCCGCACACUCUAGGAGCUCAGAUGCAAUAAUUUCAUAUCUUAAUAACCAACGUUUCGACAGACAAGCUGUCUUCAUCAGGGUAUACCAACAUAAUUACAACAGUAAACAAGUAAUUGUUUGUCAUACCCGUGGUAUAUUGUCUGAUAUACCGCGGCUUUCAGACAAUCAGCAUCCAGGACCCAAACUAUCCUGUUUUAUAAUAUACAUUAAUGGCGAUCAGUUUAGGUCAGGGGUGGGUAAUCUUUUUUGGCUCGAGGACCACAUCGGGAUUUCGAAAUUCAACGGUGGGCUGCACAGAUCUGUUUCUUAAAAUCAAAUUGCGGGCCCGAAAAAGGUCAGUUACUAGAAAAUAUAUAGGUCCAUUAUAAUUUCUACAUACUUUCUAUCUACUUUUAAAUGUUAAAGUGUGGCCUGAGUGUGUAUUAUUUUUUAUAUUUUUUUAUAACCCAAAAUCAGAAUUUCCCCACUUUAUUUUGAAUCGUAAAUUUUUUUUUUUACUCAAACCUCCCACGUGCCGGAUUGAAUGGGCUCCGGCCUGCGGGCCGUAGUUUGCCCACCCCUGGUUUAGGUUGUCAAUGGCAGUUUUUUGUGUCACAGAUGAGAGUCCUGCCUUCUCCGAAUCAGUCGGCCAAUCCCUCGACUCCCUGGGAGGCAGAGCCUGUGGAGGAGGAGCCAGGAGCCAUGGAGGACGCAAAUGCAGAGAACCUCUACAUCAUUGGUAAUUGCCCUUAUGAAUCCCCUCAUAUGGCCUCCCGAGUGGCGCAGCUGUCUAAGGCACUGCAUCGCAGUGCUAUUGGCGUCACUUCAGAUCCGGGUUCGAUCCCUGGCUGUGUCGCAGACGGCAGCGACCGGGAGACCCAUGAGGCGACGCACAAUUGGCCCAGCGUCGUCUGGGUUAGGGGAGGGUUUGGCCGGCUGGGAUGUCCUUGUCCCAUCGCGCUCUAGAGACUCCUUGUGGCGGCCAGGCGCAUGCAUGCUGACUUGGGUCGCCAGCUGUACAGUGUUUCCUCCGACACAUUGGUGCGGCUGGCUUCCGGGUUAAGCGUGCAGUGUUUCAAGAAGCAGUGCGGCUUGGCGGGGUCGUGUUUCGGAGGACCUCGCCAAGCUCACGACCUUCUCCUCUCCCGAGUCCGUACGGGAGUUGCAGCGAUGGGAUAAGACUAACUACCAAUUGGAUAUCACGAAAUUGGGGAGAAAAAGGGGUAAAAAUACCAACAACAAAAAAAAAAUAUAUAAAUAAUUAUAACAAAUAAAAAAUAAAUCCCCUCAUAUUGAUGCAGUAAAGAGGACAGACAAUAUGCAACUGAGACAGAGUUUUUGAUGUGCUUUUUAAUGAGGAAAAGUAUUUACCAAAAUUGAAUUAGUUACUUAUUUCCCAUUCAGAAGAACUGUGCAAGGACCUUUGAGUAGAAGGAGAGUUGGACAUUGACAUAGAGGGUUAUGCCUGACUAUACUGUAUGUCCUGCACUGUUUGUCUUGGUCUUUUCAUUGAUACAGGAUAAAGACAUUUCUGUAAUUCAGCUAGUCUGUUAUCUUUCCUCAGCAACCAAAUGUCUGGGAGGCCUCCCAGUCCUUCGAUGGUAUUUCUAAACCACCCGACAGAUUAUCAUCACCCAUCCUUGCAUUUUACGAUGCAUUCAUGCUCCCAACCACUGCCAUUAAUUUGUGGCUGCGUUCCAAUAAUAUUAUGCCUACUAUUUUCCUCUAAGUGUGCACUUGCGCUCUCUCUUUCCUUAAAAACACUGGAUGUUGAUGUUAGCAUGGGUUCCCACCACAUUGCUUACACUAUUCAAUUAUUUUUUUACAUCCAUGAGCGAGAGUGAGCAGGCGAGUUGCACACUCUGGGGGAAAAGGGUAAGGAAUGAUAAUAAGGUCCCCUGUCUUCCCUUCCCCCUCUCAGGAAUGCCACUCUUCCUGAUCAAUCAGUACUUCCUGCUUUUCCAACAUUAAUCCUCCCUCCAUUCAUAUAUAUAUAUAUAUAUAUAUAUAUAUAUAUAUAUAUAUAUAUAUAAUUGAAACUGACCUAGCCCCUAGCCAAAAUCGUGCUUUUCUUGAUUUUUCUAUGCUAUCCUGAUCACGUCCUCAUCUCCCCCAGGCAUGGAGCUGUUUGAGGAGGCCCUCCAGAAGUGGGAGCAGGCCCUCAACAUCCGCCACCGCUCUCACUCCAGUGCUUCCAACGCCAGUACGAGCCUGGCCCUGGAGGGGGAGACGGCUUGCCCCGACCUGCCCACGGUACGCCACAGAACUAUCUCACACUCAACGGUACGCUACACUUUUAUUUUUCUGUAUUUAAUUUAAUUUAUCCUUUAUUUAACCAGGUUAGUCCCAUUCAGAUAUGAAUCUCUUUCUCAAUGGAGCCGUGGCCUAGAGGAAGCCACACUCUCACAAAUCCAUCAAAGAUUACAUUAAAAGUAUCCUCCGAUUUCUCACUCCACCAGCCUCCAUUGCCUUAACGAUUCAGAGAAAGGAUGAUGGGCAACACCGGUCCUGGAGGGCCACUGUGAUUUGAAUUAUUCAACUAAUGUAGUGAUUUUUGUUUGUUUUCAUGGUUUCAUUCCGAUUCGCGUAACAAGGUCUUUGCCGAGAAGCUGGAGACCCUUCUGCACCGGGCCUACCACCUACAGGAGGACUUCAGCACCAACAUUCCCCCAGAUAGCCUGCUAGCAGACUUUGGUAAUUAGAAUGCUAUGCAAAUCUGUUGACUUGUUGACGGUAGCUUUAGCAUUAGCUAUUAGAAUGCUGCUAACAUGAAUCUAUUUAUUUUCUGCGUAGACAGUAUCUUUAGCAUUCAGCCAUAAUGGGUAAUGUAGCUGGUGUAGUCCUUGUGUUGUGGCUCAGACUGUUUGCUUCGUUGUCCUGCCAGAGAGUGAGGGAACGCUCAUUCUGCCAAACUUGGCGAGUAGAAUGUGUGAAGACGACACCACUACGAUCACUUCGGACGAUUCCUUCUUCUCAGCGGCAGAGGUUGGUUUCUCUUUCUUUCUCCAUCUCUCUUUCACUCAGCAUCUCUCACGCACGUAUUCUCUCUCCCCCCUCACUCAAACUCACACACACUUCCUUUCUCCCAUACACUCACAGUCCAUCUGCCAGACUCACACUUUUCUCCCUCACACACCCCUACUCCCUAUCUGACACACACAUACACCACUACUCUAGUCUCAUGUAUCCUAUGUAUCCUCAUGACUAUCAUGUAUCCUAUGAUAUGAACAUGUGUGCUAAGGAAUGUGCCUCUCCAUCUAUUUUCCUCUGUGCAGCUGUUUGACCAGCUAUCUCUGGAUGAGGUGUACCAGCCUCUGAGGCCCGCUGCUCUCUACGACGAGGCCGUGUCACUAGUCCAGGACGGCAGUGUGCCCUGUCGAGCGCUCCGGUAAGUGCUAGCUAAGUACUAGACCUGGGUUGAAAAAUUAUUUAAUUAAAGUGAUAGAUUUGGAGAGGGUUUGGGGUUUGUACUUUUGGGACUAUUCCAUAGCUUCCAUUGGGCCAAAGGCAAGAUCAAUCGAGCACAAAUACUAUUUGAGUGCUGUUACUCACAUCUAGGGCUGUUGCGGUGACCGUAUUACCGCCACACCGGCGGUCACGAGUCACGAAGUCAUGAAUUCCACGUGACCGUUUAGUCAUGGUAAUUAGGCUUCUCCAAGCUAAUGGUCAUUAGUAGCCUACCAAACUUGCUAACUGCCUGGUACUCAGCAAUCUAUUGUCCCUCUAAUCACUCUGACAUCAAUGCAAAUGUAAUCGAAAAUCUAAUCAAACACUUCAUGAGAGCCCAUGAGCUCAUGUUGCACAACAUUUCUAUAGGCUAUGCAAUUGCGUGAGAAAACAGAGUGAUGGCUUCUAUUAAAAAGAGGAUCCCAUCAGCUUUCUAUAGGCUAGGCCUACUAUAUUUAUUUCUCAACUUUCCUAAUAUUAAGCACAUUGCUUGUCUUUACAACAUGAGUAUAGCCUACCUGGCUGGUAUGAAAAUGAACCACAGGAAAAGCGUCCUCCAUUCGCUAUUUAAGUGCAUAGACAACAUGUAUUUUUUCCCGCUGCCCCUGUUUCGAGACAGGUGCAUGAUAAUGGUCCAUUCUAAAUCAAAACAAAUUUCACACAUACAUUAUUUAGUAUAUGUAAAGACAAGAUUAAAUCAAGAAUAGUCUGAUGGGUGACAAUAUUAGCCUAUCACUUGUGAAUUAUAUAUUAUCACUUUUGAAUGAUGCCCAGCAUAAGAAACUGCCUUUUUUUUGCAACUUUUUCGGAUCAUAGUUGCACACCUCAUGUAGCCUAGCCCAUAGGCCUAUAUGUUUUUAUAAGGUUUGUAUCACAACUAAAGUGGCCAAAUAACUUCUUAACAUUAAGCACAUUAAUCCGCUUUACAAUGGGUUUAGAGCCUAACUGGCAUACAUAAGCAGCACGUGAGUUUCAAGGUUGGGGAAGAUAAUUUUCUCUAAAAAUGCACCUUCAUAAAAAAGCAUUACAUGCAUAAUCGCAUUUGCGGUCACUUUUGAUAAUGGUGUUUUCCCGCUAAUGGAACGUUCGCGCUUAUAGCCUACUGCCAUGUGCGCAUUGCUGUGCUUAUAAUGUGAAGAAAUAGCCUAAUAGUUUAUCAACAUUUUAAGCUAAACGUUCUGAUCUGUUGUGUCAGCCACAUUGCGUAAAAAAGUGUUUUUUGAUGAUAGUGGUUGUAUUAAUUUGGGAUUAAUUGCACCCCACAACUGUCCCAGACUAUGUUUGGAAUAUUUUCUUGCGCAGAAUAGACUAGGUCGACUUUUGUGCUAUGGGGGAUAGUAGAUUGACAUAGUCUAGAGCUUUUGCUGUUCGUUAGGCCUACUCAUCUUGUUGGCUGACGAAUAGUAAAUGUGGACAGUCCUUCCAAUAUCUUCAAUAUGCACCUUGGAAUUGGAUAAGGACACGCGCAGUUGCGUCCCCGAUGUGUCUGUCUUCACUUGUAGCCUGUGAGAAAGACCCGAUCACGUGACUGAGAGCCAUGUAAGUGAGAGGCGCUUCGGAUUGCGCAGCACGCUCAGGGACAAGGGCACAACGCAGCACUCCGGGCCGCAAAAGGCAUGGAUUUUUUUUAGGGUGCAUUACGGCCACAAAAGGGAUGCCGCCGUGGAAGUCGCGGCAUUAUCAAGUGCUUUUUCAAAUUGUGAAUGAGAGACUGAUGAAGUAUGUACAGCCUGCGCAAAAAACUAAGCAGAGCUCAUGCCUUUUCAAGCGACUUUUUUCAAAUCAUCAUUAGUCGCAUCAUGCAGCCUUAAAAUGUAUUUAAAAUCUAAACAUAUAGCCCAACGUUUGUAGAACAACUAAUGUUACAUAAAUAACUCUAAAUUAAGCAUAUAGGAGUACCUAUUUCUUUGUUAACCGCUCAACACAGAAUAGCCGCAUGUGCGCACUCCCUCAAAUCGUUCGGAGAAAAUAUUUAUAUUUUAUUCAGCUUUGUUCAAUUGUAUUCUUCAUACUAUAAAAUCAUGCCAUGGAAUUAUAAGCAAAUCUUGUCUGCUAAAUGAACUAGUGUAGCCCACAGCCAUAUGGCAUAGCCACAUCAGGACCUAACAUAAGGACAACUCUUAUUUUCAUGCUUCUUUAGACCUGUCUAAAAUAAAUAAUGAAUUUAUUGUGAAGGUGUAGGCUAUAUUACAUGGAUUUAUUAGACUUUUUAAAAUGGCUUGUAGGCUAUGUGUGGAAGCUAGGAGAUACUAAAUGUGUUUGUUAAUUAACGGUCAAUUACCGUGAGACCGACAGUUAUUUGCUUGACAAUCACCGGCUGACACAAUUUCGUGACCGCCACAUCCCUACUCAUAACCAUAUAUUUCCGACAUAAAACUAAAUGAUGUCUAUUCCCGUUUCAUAUUCUCAUCUUUCCCCCUUCUCCGUCCCUCAGAACUGAGCUGCUAGAAUGCUACGGUGACCAGGACUUCCUAGCCAAGCUCCAUUGUGUGAGACAAGCCUUCCAGGUCUGAAAUACUUACUGAAGAUGAUUUAUUGGUAUUUAUAAACUGGGUGGUUCGAGCCCUGAACGCUGAUUUGUUGAAAGCCAUGGUAUAUCAGAUCGUAUACCAUGGGUAUGACCCCAAAAAAUAUUUUUUACUGUGCUAAUUACGUUGGUAACCAGUUUAUAAUAGCAAUAAGGCACCUCUUGGGUUUGUGGUAUAUGGCCAAUAUACCAUGGUUAAGGGCUGUAUCCAGGCACUCCGCGUUGUGCAUAAGAACAGCCCUUAUACGUGGUAUAUUGGCCAUAUACCACACCCCCUCGUGCCUUAUUGAUUAUAUAGACAAUGUCACUGUGGAUUUGAUGUGACCAAGAUGGGUCUUUGCUGAAGUCCGCAGUGCUCAGUUGUUGUUGUUUUCGACAGGUUCUGUUGCUAGACAAAACUCACCGGACGUUCUUCAUGGAGACCGGCAAGCAGAUGAUCACAGGACUCAUGACCAAGGCAAACAAGGUGACAACACUCACCUAUAUCCGUACCGAUACAUACAAUACGUGACCAAAAGUAUGUGGACACAUGCUUGUCGAACAUAUCAUUCCAAAAUCAUGGGCAUUAAUAUGGAGUUGGUCCCCCCUUUGCUGCUAUAACAGCCUCCACUCUUCUGGGAAGGCUUUCCACUAGAUGGACUAGAAAAUUCCUGCGGGGACUUCCUUCCAUUCUGCCACGAGCAUUAGUGAGGUUGGGCACUGAUGUUGGACGAUUAGGCCUGGCUCGCAGUCGGCGUGCCAAUUCAUCCCAAAGGUGUUUGAUGGGGUUGAGGUCAGGGCUCUGUGCAGGCCAGUCAAGUUCUUCCACACCAAUCUCGACAAACGUUUUCUGUAUGGACCGCACUUUGUGCACGGGGGCAUUGUCAUGCUGAAACAAAAGGGCCUUCCCCAAACUGUUGCCACGAAGUUGGAAGCACAGAAUCGUCUAGAAUGUAAUUAUAUGCUAUAGCGUUAAGAUUUACCUUCACUGGAACUAAGGGGCCUAGACCGAACCAUGAAAAACAGCCCGAGACCAUUAUUCCUCCUCCACUAAAUUUUACAGUUGGCACUAUGCAUUCGGGUAGGUAGCAUUUUCCUGGCAUCCGUCAAACCCACAUUUGUCCGUCGGACUGCGAGAUGGUGAAGCGUGAUUCAUCACUCCAGAGAACGCGUUUCCACUGCUCUAGAGUCCAAUAGCGCUGAGCUUUACACCACUCCAGCCAACUCUUGGAGUUGCGCAUGGUGAUCUUAGGCUUGUGUGUGGCUGCUCGGCCAUGGAAACCCAUUUCAUGAAGCUCCCGACUAACAGUUAUUUUGCUGACGUUGCUUCCAGAGGGAGUUUGGAACACGGUAGUGGAUGUUGCAACCGAGGACAGAUGAUUUUUACGCGCUUCAUUACUCGACGGUCCCAUUCUGUGAGCUUGUGUUGCAUACCACUUCGCAGCUGAGCUGUUGUUGCUCCUAGACGUUUCCACUUCAUAAUAACAGCACUUACAGUUGACCGGGGCAGCUAUAGCAGGGCAGAAAGUUGACAUUGUUGGAAAGGUGGCAUCCUAUGACGGUGCCAUGUUAAAAGUCACUGAGCUCUUCAGUAAGGCCAUUCCACUGCCAAUGUUUGUCUAUGGAGAUUGCAUGGCAGUGUGUUAAAAACAUUUUUUUACACCUGUCAGCAACGGGUGAGGCUGAAAUAGCCGAAGCCACUAAUUUGAAGGGGUGUCCACAUACGUUUGUAUAUACAGUGGGGAGAACAAGUAUUUGAUACACUGCCGAUUUUGCAGGUUUUCCUACUUACAAAGCAUGUAGAGGUCUAUAAUUUUUUAUCAUAGGUACACUUCAACUGUGAGAGACGGAAUCUAAAACAAAAAUCCAGAAAAUCACAUUGUAUGAUUUUUAAGUAAUUAAUUUGCAUUUUAUUGCAUGACAUAAGUAUUUGAUACAUCAGAAAAGUAGAACUUAAUAUUUGGUACAGAAACCUUUGUUUGCAAUUACAGAGAUCAUACGUUUCCUGUAGGUCUUGACCAGGUUUGCACACACUGCAGCAGGGAUUUUGGCCCACUCCUCCAUACAGACCUUCUGGCCCACUCCUCCAUACAGACCUUCUCCAGAUCCUUCAGGUUUCGGGGCUGUCGCUGGGCAAUACAGACUUUCAGCUCCCUCCAAAGAUUUUCUAUUGGGUUCAGGUCUGGAGACUGGCUAGGCCACUCCAGGACCUUGAGAUGCUUCUUACGGAGCCACUCCUUAGUUGCCCUGGCUGUGUGUUUCGGGUCGUUGUCAUGCUGGAAGACCCAGCCACGACCCAUCUUCAACGCUCUUACUGAGGAAAGGGCCAAGAUCUCGCGAUACAUGGCCCCAUCCAUCCUCCCCUCAAUACGGUGCAGUCGUCCUGUCCCCUUUUGCAGAAAAGCAUCCCCAAAGAAUGAUGUUUCCACCUCCAUGCUUCACGGUUGGGAUGGUGUUCUUGGGGUUGUACUCCUCCUUCUUCUUCCUCCAAACACGGCGAGUGGAGUUUAGACCAAAAAGCUAUAUUUUUGUCUCAUCAGACCACAUUACCUUCUCCCAUUCCUCCUCUGGAUCAUCCAGAUGGUCAUUGGCAAACUUCAGACGGGCCUGGACAUGCACUGGCUUGAGCAGGGGGACCUUGCGUGCGCUGCAGGAUUUUAAUCCAUGACGGUGUAGUGUGUUACUAAUGGUUUUCUUUGAGACUGUGGUCCCAGCUCUCUUCAGGUCAUUGACCAGGUCCUGCCGUGUAGUUCUGGGCUGAUCCCUCACCUUCCUCAUGAUCAUUGAUGCCCCACGAGGUGAGAUCUUGCAUGGAGCCCCAGACCGAGGGUGAUGGACCGUCAUCUUGAACUUCUUCCAUUUUCUAAUAAUUGCGCCAACAGUUGUUGCCUUCUCACCAAGCUGCUUGCCUAUUGUCCUGUAGCCCAUCCCAGCCUUGUGCAGGUCUACAAUUUUAUCCCUGAUGUCCUUACACAGCUCUCUGGUCUUGGCCAUUGUGGAGCGGUUGGAGUCUGUUUGAUUGAGUGUGUGGACAGGUGUCUUUUUAUACAGGUAACGAGUUCAAACAAGUGCAGUUAAUACAGGUAAUGAGUGGAGAACAGGAGGGCUUCUUAAAGAAAAACUAACAGGUCUGUGAGAGCUGAAAUUCUUACUGGUUGGUAGGUGAUCAAAUACUUAUGUCAUGCAAUAAAAUGCAAAUUAAUUAAAAAUCAUACAAUGUGAUUUUCUGGAUUCCGUCUCUCACAGUUGAAGUGUACCUAUGACAAAAAUUACAGACCUCUACAUGCUUUGUAAGUAGGAAAACCUGCAAAAUCGGCAGUGUAUCAAAUACUUGUUCUCCCCACUGUAUAGUGUAUAUGACCUAUAUCCUCACCCCAACAACCCUGUAUCUUCACUAACAGUCUAUCUCUCUGAACAUGUUUGUUACUUUUUAACACACUGUCUCGAGUUGUAUCUUCAUUGUUUUGUUCCUCUUUGUUCCCUGUAGAGUCCAAAAGCCUUCCUGGAAGCGUAUGAGGACAUGCUUCUCUACACCCAGAGAGAGGAGACCUGGCUGGUCAGCAAGAUGGAGCUAGAGGGACGAGGGGUGAGAUAUUUUUCCUAUUUAUUUCCCUGUUUUCUCUUUUUUGAACCUUCUCUCUUCAAACAUAAAUGGAAGUGUCUAGAAAUUCGAGUGAUUCUUUCAUAAGAUAAUUAUAGCUAGAAUCAGUGUCUAUAAAUCGCUCUGAGUAGAUUGACUAGUGCGUGACAAUUCAUGAACUCUCACACUUUACAUGUGGUGUAGAGCUGGGCCAGAUUCAUUGCACACCAAACUACUAAAACAGGGAGGGAGUACCUGAACUUAUUUUCUACCAAUAAGAAAAGCUUGUUUUGCUAUUGUGUGCCUUAAUGAAUAUACGUUGUUUGAAGCUCCUGACCUUGUAUGACCUAUGACCUCUGCCAGGUGGUGGUAAUGAACUUCUUUGACAUCGUGCUGGACUUCAUCCUGAUGGAUGCCUUCGAGGACCUAGAGAGCCCACCCUCGUCGGUGGUGGCCGUGCUGAGGAACCGCUGGCUCUCCGACAGCUUCAAGGAGACAGUGAGACCACACACACAGAAUCUCUCUCACACACACUGAAAAACACACACACACUCCUAUAGUCAUCAUGCUAUAUUGAUUCUAGCAGGCUCAAUAACAACUGUAAUAUAAACAUAACACAUAAUUACACAGGCUGACAUGCUGGACAACAGGGUCUAUUGCAUUCACUUCAACUAUACCAUUGGUGAAAAUAUCCUGAAAUGUAAUAAAUCAUGCAUUGUGUUUGUGUGUGUGUGUGUGUGUGUGUGUGUUUGUCAGGCCCUGGCUACUGCGUGCUGGUCCGUUCUGAAGGCCAAGAGGCGUCUGCUGAUGGUUCCAGAUGGCUUCAUCUCCCACUUCUACGCCAUAUCAGAACACGUGAGCCCUGUCCUGGCCUUUGGCUUCCUCGGUCCCAGACAGCACCUCAGUGAAGUGUGCACCAUCUUCAAGGUGGGAGUUUUAAUCUGGACUUUUCCCCCUGACCUUUUGUCCCUGACCUUUUGUCCCUGAUUUAUCUACUACUAGUAUUUAGAGGUCACACGUCACUUCUUUGUUUUAUAUUUUCAUUUACUCUUCUUUUACUCAUGAUUUUGCAAAGAAUGUCAUGUUUGUGCUUUGUUUGUCUGUCUGUCCUGGUGUUACCUUGAUUCUUGCAUAGAGCUCACCUUAAAUAACAAGUUGAAUCAAAGUGAUGCCUUAAUCUCUCAAGUAUCGUAAUUCCUGUAGACAGUCUACCCAGAUUUUCAGGAGUGAAAUGCAUGUAGAAAACAAGCUUGAUUUUUCUUAGAAAUAAAUUACAUCUCAUGAGGACAUUGCUCACCAAUGUACUGAACUCCUGGAAAGACUGUAUCGACUGCAUAUCUCACCCUCUCUUUCUUCCCUCUCUACUACUCCACAGCAACAAAUAGUGCAGUACCUGAAGGACAUGUUUGACCACGACAAGGUGCGCUUCACCUCAGCCCAGUCUCUGGCCGAGGACCUCCUGAGCCUGUCCCACCGCCGCAGUGACAUCCUGCUGGGCUACCUGGGCAUCGACAGCCUGCUGGAGCCCAACGGAGCCCUACCCCAAGGAGAUGCAGCAGCCGGCCCCGGCCGCUCCAACCACCACUGA